Molecule: messenger RNA, 702 nt
Organism: Lycium ferocissimum
Lineage: Eukaryota; Viridiplantae; Streptophyta; Magnoliopsida; Solanales; Solanaceae
Exons: 1
Coding region: 1-702 (233 amino acids)
Source: RefSeq, a predicted model, not a curated record
AUGAAGGAUUUGGGUGAGUUGAAGUUCUUUCUAGGAAUAGAAUUUACCAGCUCUGAAAAUGGGAUUCAUUUGUGCCAAAGGAAGUAUGCACUUGAGUUAGUUUCAGAGUUGGGAUUAACUGAUUGCAAUCCAUCUAACACACCUCUUGAAUUCAAUCACAAACUCACCUCAGUUGAGUAUGACAUUUUGUUUCAACCUGAAGUAGCUGAGCAUGAUGCAUUGUUGCCUGAUAAAGGCAGCUAUCAGAGAAUUGUUGGUAGACUACUAUACCUAACCAUGACAAGGACUGAUCUAGCCUUUGUGGUUCAGGUUCUAAGCCAGCAUAUGCAUGCACCUAAAAUCUCUCAUAUGGAAACUGCUAAGAGGGUGGUUAGAUACAUCAAGGGAACUGCUGGUCUUGGUCUGUUUAUGCCCUUAGAUGGUGACAUGAAGGUAACUGCAUAUUAUGACUCAGAUUGGGGCUCAUGUGUGGAAACAAAAAAGUCAGUUACAGGAUAUGUGAUGAAAUUUGGAGGUGCAUUGAUAUCCUGGAAAUCCAAGAAACAACAAAACAGUUUCCAAGAGUUACGGCGGAAAAUUUCCAAUUUAGAAGUAUGGCCUCAUCAAGUCGAAAUCACAUGGUUGAAUGGGUUGUUUAAAGAACUGAGCUUGUCAUUGAGGUUACCAAUAACUCUAUUCUGUGAUAGCAAGGCUGCUAUAUAG